Symbiodinium sp. CCMP2456 is the source of this 3039-nucleotide messenger RNA. The record is from the annotation of a GenBank genome assembly. Lineage: Eukaryota; Dinophyceae; Suessiales; Symbiodiniaceae.
AUGACAUGGAGAUCAGUCAAAAAGUUCUGCCAAGACGAAUACCCAGGGAUGGUAUUCCGAAACGACGCGGCCCGGAAGGCGUUCGUCAUCAGGCAGGGCCUACGACUCCAGGCAGACGAUGCUGGUGUCGAAGGCGUCGUGACGGCCAAGGACUCGGACGAUGUUAAGGAGCUGAAGGUCGGCAAGCGGAUCGCAGCAUCGAAAAUCAGAGCCCAGCACUUGGAGGAUGCUGCAGACAUGUCGAGGGAGCAGAUCAACCAGAUGCAUGCCAAGAACGCUGCGCAGCUUGCUGUGGAAGUGAAUGAUGAGGACGAAGUUGCGGCGACCAAGGCGGGCCAGAGCAUGGAUGAUGAUCCCUCGCAGAAAGGCGAGCGACAAGGCGAGGACGAUGAUGAGAGCAGCUCCUCCCAGUUUGGCUUUGCUGCCCCCAAAGCUCGAGUGCGGAGCAAAACCAAGCCGAGCAAGCCAAGCUCUGAUAUUGGUUUGAAGGCUUCGAAGAAGCUGCCAGCCGGAUCGCCGCUCAAGCCCAAGCCGACGCUUGCUGCGCCAGCAGCCAUGCCAGCUGAGCUGGGUAACCUCAAAAAAGCGGUGCAGGCUGUCAAAGCCCUUGAUCCAAGCUUGAUCUGGAAGGGUGCUGUGAAGGAUGCCGAGAUCAAGGCACGGUUCAAGAAAGCGGCCGAUCUUUCCUCUGCCUUGGAAAAGGAGGCAGUGUCGCUGGAAGAAGGUUCCGAGACGGCCCAGGUAGUCCGGACAGCCCUCAACGAGGCCACAGAAGUCACCAACAGUGCCCAGAUUGUGCUUGAAGUUCUGGGCAAGCUGCGGGGCAACAGGCAGGUCCUGCCUCUUUUGCAGGAUGCAGAAUUUGCCGCUGAGCUCACGAAGGCUUUGCAAGCCCCGGCCAUGGAUGCAGACACCCUGGCAGCUAUCCUCAGCUACCUGGGCUCAAAGGUUGCAGCAGAGGGCGGGCCUCGCUGGCUUCUUCGGAUGGUCAGUGUCGGCGACCCGACACAUGUGCAGAGGCCGGAAAAGGCUGAGGACUCUGAGGAGUUCAAGACAAUCUGGAGUUUCCAUGAAAUCUUCGAUGUGGCCGACAGAGUCGACCAGAUGUUGCUCCGGGCCCAGAGCAGUGCCACGUAUGCUUGGAUUGAGAACAUCAAGACUAUGGAGCAGCUGGACGAGGCCAUCGUGCAUUUUCCUCCGCCCGUUGGUUUGGUGCAAUGCCCUGACGUCUUGAGGGCCGGCGUAAAGCCCGGUGCACCGAGCCUGGAGGGAUUGCAGCCGGACUUUGGCAACACGGCUGGGCUCAACAUCCAGGUUUUCACAGAUUGGCAACGGCUGCUGAGUGCAAUCUACAUCCGUGAUUAUGAGAAGCAGGGCUCUGCUUUGCCGAACGGGGUGAAAGUUUUCAUGAAGGAGGCCAAGGGAGCCCUUGAAGGCCAAACUUUGGUCUCUCAGGCAAAGCAGAGUGCUGCGGCAGUGCGAGGCUUGCUGGAGGCCUACACGGCGGCCGAGGAGAAGGGCAUGCAAGAUGAGGCCGUCGCAGUCGUGCACGAGAAGCGGGGUGCAUGCUCAUCGAACUUGCGAGGGCUUCUGUCCGACGUGAAAAGGCUGACAGAGUGCAGUGAAGGCAGCAAGGAAGCGACGGAGGCGCACGAGGAGCUCAGCGCCAGCCUGAAGUUGCUAGAAGAUCUCUGUGACGGCCCUCGUGUGCAAAAGGCUGUGAGUACGGCGGAGGCAGUGAUCGGAAAGUUCUGGGCAGCUGGGCAGGGGGGCCAGGCAGCUCCCAUCCGCUUGGCAUCCAGCCCCGUCGACGGAUCUUCGUGGCUCCCGUCGGCUGAGGAUGACUCUAUCGCGAUGUGGUUCCAAAGCCUUGCGGCUCUUUGCUUUUGCUCCUUCUUCAAGAUCUUCGGUGGGAUGACGAUGCGAUUCAAAGAGGCUCUAUGUGUGCAUGACUUCCUUCUGAGGCUGAAAGGCUUCUUCGAGGGGGUUGCAACCUCCGAGGAUGAGCCGGGGCUUUUGAAGCACGCGUGCGAGUUGUACUUUGAGUUGGACAAGAUGUUAUCUCCGUUCAAGUCUCCGGAUUCCAAUGCUCAGCAGCCUGAGCCGGCUGCUGUGGGUGCAGCGGGCCGCUUGCGGGCUUCCAUCGCCUCAGCUGCCAAAACUUGGAUUGGCAGCUUGAUGCAGACUAUGUCCGUGGAAGAGGUUGUGGCCAAAGUCAAUGAGACUUUGCCGGCGCAGACUGCGGAGAUCAAAAGUGCCGUGGCCAGCCUGAACUUGGCCAAAGAGUUGGCCAUUGGGCUUCCAAAGGUGUCGGAGGAAGCUUCCUCCGAGGUGCUGGUCGCGGCCAUGCCGGUCUACAUCAAAGCAAAGUCUGUGGACGAGCACCUCCUGGACCCCUCAACGGUGGAAAAGAGCCAUGAGUUUUGCGUGAAGGUGGACGCCCGGCUCGAGGAAGAGGUGGAGUCCUUGAUGCAAUCGGUGGCCGAGCUUGACAAGUUGGCCUUCAAGUACAGGCCGGUGAAGCAGCACGCGUAUGCCUGGGACAUGAAAGAUGUCAUGUGGAUGUUUGACAACUCCGAAGAGGUUGAUGCCGAUACCAAGCUGCUGUUGCAGUUGCGAAGCGAGGUGACCGAGACUUGCAGAUCGGCGGAGAAGAUUGGCUCCAUGUUGGAGGCAGUGCCGGCGAACGAUCAUGGGCAGAAGCUCCGGAAGCUGUGCGCCCAGGAGCUGCGGGGAGACGUUGCGUUGACGAUUAGCACCAUGCUCGCUUGCGACGUGGUCUUGAAUGCCAAGCAUGCUGGGAAGCAGAAGCUCGUUUGCGCCGAUGUCUUCAAGUACAUGGGCUCCACCUUGGGCGUCACGAAGCGCGAUCUCUCCAACGUUUCCGGCAAGCUGAUGGCCCAGCUCCAACAGUUCGAAGAGCCGCAGGCGGCGAAGAAGCGCUCGAUGCAACUUGCAUCCAUAGCCCAUAGCCGUAGCCGAAUGAACAAGGUCCGGUCUGUGAGUGGGAGUCUGUGUUGCAGGGCUGUCGGUUUGUAA